Messenger RNA from Entrophospora sp. SA101, 2775 nucleotides. NCBI's taxonomy places the organism in Eukaryota, Fungi, Glomeromycota, Glomeromycetes, Entrophosporales, Entrophosporaceae. The record is from the annotation of a GenBank genome assembly.
AUGGAAUUAGGAACAAUUGAAAAUUUAAAACCAAAACCUGAAGCAAUUAAAACAAUAACAACGUCACAACAAUCAAAAUCAAUUUCUCAUUCAACUAUUUCAUCUUCAAAUUUUCAUCAUCAAUCAAUAAAACUACAAACAACAACCAAUAAUAUUUCGUCGUCAAUGAAUAUUGAAGAUGAUUCAAAUUCAUUGAUUGUAAGUGAUAUUCAAAAUUGGGAAACUACUUUAGAAAAAGCCAUCAAAGCAAUUGUUAGCAUUAAAGCAAAUCAUGUUAGAAGUUUUGAUACUGAGUCAUCAGGUGAUUAUUCAGCUACAGGGUUUGUAGUUGACAUAGAGAAAGGUUUAAUUUUAUCAAACAGACAUGUUGUAUCACCAGCACCAAUUGUAGCUCAAGCAAUAUUUACCAAUUAUGAGGAAGUAGAGCUAAAACCUAUUUAUAGGGAUCCUGUUCAUGAUUUUGGUUUUUUGAAGUUCGAUCCAUCAAAGAUUAAAUUUAUGGAUUUGGUACAGAUUCCUCUUAGUCCUGAAAAGGCCAAAGUUGGUUUAGAAAUUAGAGUUGUUGGUAAUGAUGCUGGUGAAAAAUUGUCUAUAUUAUCUGGUACAUUGGCAAGAUUAGAUAGAAGAGCACCAGAAUAUGGAGUGGGAGAAUAUAAUGAUUUUAAUACAUUUUAUUUACAAGCGGCAUCGGGUACAAGCGGAGGUUCAUCAGGUAGUCCCGUGUUAGAUAUAGAUGGGAAUGCAGUAGCUUUAAAUUCUGGUAGUGCAAGUAGAGCGGCAUCAAGCUUCUAUUUACCAUUGGAUCGAGUCAAGAGAGCAUUACAUUUCCUACAAGAAGGAAAAUCUGUACCACGUGGAACUAUACAAACAGAAUUUGAACAUAUGCCAUAUGAUGAGUUACGUCAUUUAGGCCUUGAUCCUAGCAUAGAAGAAAAUGUGCGUGAAAUGUUUCCUGAUGAGACUGGAUUACUUGUGGUACGAUCAGUUUUACCUAAAGGUCCAUCGGAUGGUAUAUUGAUACCAGGUGAUAUUGUGAUAUCUACUAACCAUUCAACUGUUACAAACUUUUUGGAUUUGUUUUCAUUGAUUGAUGAUUUUAUUGGAAAAACAAUAUCACUUUCAAUAUGUCGCAAUAAAGUGAUAGAGGAUGUUACAGUUCUGGUACAAGAUUUACACUCAAUAACUCCCAAUAGAUUUGUAGAGAUUGGUGGAGGAGUUGUCAACGAGUUAAGUUAUCAAUUGGCACAUUCUUAUUCACAACCUGUUGGUGGUCCAUUUAUAGCAGCAAGUGGACAUAUGUUUGGUGGUGCAUCUGCUUUUCGUGAGAGUGUGAUUGUUAGUGUUAAUAAUAUUUUAACACCAAAUUUAGAUGAAUUUAUUGAAGUGAUGAAGACCUUACCAGAUGGUGCAAGAGUUCCCAUAAGGUUCUAUUCUUUAUCAAAAAUUCAUAAAGAAUAUGUUACUAUUAUGCAUGUUGAUAGACACUGGCAUAAGUUUCAAGUCGCUGUUCGGCUAUGGAAUUAUACAGAAAUGUCACCGCCACCAGCAAUUCAUUCAUAUGAACCAGUGACAGGAUCUUAUCAGACAUUACAUUCUUCAUUAGGACCAGCUAAUAAAUUAUGGUCAUCAUUUGUAUUAAUAGAAUUUCGUUUACCAUAUCUUGUUAAUGGGAUGGUUAGGAAACAAACACCAGUAAAAGCCAUAGAGAUUUAUGAAGGACGAGAGUUAGAUCAAGGCGAUGAAGUUUAUUUGAUUAGUGUGGCAGGUGAUUCAUCGCCUGUUAUGAAAAAAACAUACGUAAAUCAUAUUGGAGAUGUUGAUACAAGAGAAUGCAAUCCGCCAAGAUGGAGAGCUAUGAACGUUGAAGGAAUAACCGUUGAUGAUGCUAUUGGAACACAAGGAGGAGUAUUAUGCAAUGAAGAAGGAAAAGUACAAGCAUUAUGGUUAAAAUAUUCAUCACAGAAUGAAAAUGAAAAGGAUUACAUCUUUUUUUGUGGAUUACCAAUAUCAUUGGUUAAACCUACCGUUGAAUUAAUCAAGAAAGGAGAGCAUCCGGAAUUGAGAGGAUUGAAUGUAGAAUUUUGGACCAGAAGAAUAUCUACAGCAAGAGCUUAUGGAUUACCAAAUGAUUGGAUUAAAAAAAUAGAAUCAGCGCCCAAUUCCAAGCAUACAAUGCUAUAUGUUUUAAAUAUUUUAGAUUUUACUAGUCCAGCUGGUAAAUUAUUAAAAGUUGGAGAUAUUGUAUUGAAGAUGAAUAGAAAUCUUGUUACUAGGAUGGCAGAUUUACCUAAAGCGUAUAAUGAAGCAGAAGAAGUUGACAUGCUUGUUUUUAGAGAUGGAAAAGAGAUAAAUGUUAAUGUGGCAACCACGCCAUAUGACAAAAAGGAGACAACGAGGAUUUUAUGUUGGUCUGGGGCAUUGAUACAGAUGGCAUAUAAAGCGGUAUUAGAACAAGUACGUAAGCCACCAAUAGGAGUUUAUGUAGCAUGUACAUUGUUCGGAUCACCUGCAUCAAUCACAUUUCAUCCAGGGAUAUGGAUAGUUGAAGUACAAGGUAAAAAGGUGAAUGAUUUGGAUUCGUUUUUGAAAGCAGUUAAACAACAUGAAGUAGAGAUGAAGGAGAAUGAAGGGGAUGGGUAUAUUAGAAUAAAAACUAUUGAUAGACGAGAUGUUACUCAUGUGGUAACAAUGAAACUAGUACCUCACUAUUGGAACACAUGGCAAUUGAUAAAAGAUGACUCAGCCCAGACUGGCUGGAAAUGUGUACCUGCUUAA